This is a messenger RNA of Annulohypoxylon truncatum, 1455 nucleotides long. RefSeq lists its product as uncharacterized. The transcript is spliced from 2 exons. Bases 602 to 1057 code for a protein of 151 amino acids. The record is from RefSeq and is a predicted model, not a curated record. NCBI's taxonomy places the organism in Eukaryota, Fungi, Ascomycota, Sordariomycetes, Xylariales, Hypoxylaceae.
ACCGCUAAGCCUCACCGUGCUGACGGGCUGACGGCUCAACGUAUAGCGCAAUCAAGAUAUCUCGUAACGGAUAUUGAGUCGAUAAGAUAUAUUGAAGACUAACAAUCAUAUAACAGAGCAGUUAAGAUGAUAGAAAACUGCACAAUAAGCACCUAUGCGGACUAGCAAUGCGGAAAAACGUGUCUGUCCUCAUGAAGAAGUUCUGCAAUGAUAAUUGGAUGAGUUCGCCUUGUGGCUUGCAUCCGAUCACGAUCUCUAUGGUCAGCUUAGCUUUUAGGGCUGAAUUGGACUAGAUGGUAGGCAGGCAAAGAAAGAAGAACAAAGAUUGAGUCCGUAUUUCCCCCAUUGGUAGAAUAGGUUGUCAUUGACUACCUUAGGACUUUUGAUAUCUCGUAUUUGAGUAAGAUCGAUGCAAUCGUGGACGAAUUGGAAGGUGCAGUCAGUUAUAGGAUUACCUCGUAACGGAAUUGCCUCCAAGUAUAAAGAUGUAGUUCCCUUCCGAUGCUGUAUGGGAAUAUGAUCCCAACUCAACACCAGACAUUCUACCAAGAUACCAAAUCAACAACUCGCCCAUAAGAACAUAUACUCUUGAAAUUCAAUCAUGAAGUUCUCAAGCGCAAUUCUCUUCGGCAUCGGCCUUGUUGCUAGCUCUUCAGCUCACCCCCUCGAGGAACGUGAUGUCCAGGUCGCACAUCUCACUUUCCACGGAGGCCCGGCCUCAUAUGAUCUUGCUGUGCCAGCUGAUGGCUCGGUAGUCAACACGAACAAUGACAUUUCCGUUAGCAUCAUUGAUGCCCCGGACUACGACGCCAUAACCCAGUGUACCUUCAACACUGCGAGUGAGAAGACACUCGUUAGCAGCAUCGACACUCAGACUGGUCUCCAGUCCAUCAUUGUUGGGCCUCCCCAGCCUAUCAUUAGCGUUAGCUGCAACGGCGCGUGCACUCCGACGUAUGGGGUUUGCUUCGACGGCGGCAAAUACCUCGCUCCUUGCUGCAAUGGGUUUUGCGCUGCUACUAGGUGCCGCCCAUGGAACAUCACUAGCACAGGAGCUUAGAUGUUCUAGUACAGAUUAGUGCGAGACACACGAUGUAAUUUACGAAUGGGUUGAAAUAGUGUUGGCUUGGGAUGGCGGAGUGAACUUCUCUUUGGUAGCCACGGUAGCAUAGUAAUGAGCUCAACCUCUUCAAAACUUGGCCCAAACCAUGUAUAAGAUAGGUAGGCACUUGGACACUUAGUGCCCACAAUGCCGCGUUUGUAGACAAAUAUGGUGACAUCGUGACAUUUCUGUAUCUUCCAAGAAACGCAAAACUUUCUUAAAGAUAUCUUCGCGUGUUCUCGCCCCAUAAGCCAUGCUACGUCUCUGGACGAAUAAUUAUCGCCCGUGGCCUAUCGUGCCUUCUCACCUUACUAUAUUCCCAUUAGAUCGAGAUAUAGAUACUCACCCCUUAAUAG